Molecule: messenger RNA, 5922 nt
Organism: Neurospora tetraspora
Lineage: Eukaryota; Fungi; Ascomycota; Sordariomycetes; Sordariales; Sordariaceae
Exons: 3
Coding region: 1-5922 (1973 amino acids)
Biological process (GO): chromatin remodeling; regulation of gene expression
Cellular component (GO): chromatin; nucleus
Molecular function (GO): histone H3K36 demethylase activity; histone H3K9 demethylase activity
Source: RefSeq, a predicted model, not a curated record
AUGUCCACCCAAGCGAAUGGCGCUGCGGCGCCAGACCACCCCGUCGCCCAAGACGUCGCCCAGGACCUCGUCGCCCACAGCAGUCCGGAUGCUAUCAUGACCGACGCCGACGCCGACGCCGACCAAGACGCUUCCACGCCCAUGGGUCUGCGAUCGCCACCCGAAAGCGACAAGGCCAUGAACCCCGACGAGGCUUCCGAUUCCGAGCUCAGCGAUCUAGAUGACGACGUUGCCGACAAACUCGACCAAGACCUUACGUUCGAUCUCGACCUCGGCUCCGACCCUCUGCCUGAUUCGAAAACCGGACAUCAGCAGCCUGAGCCGAGCGUCUCGCAUGAGCAUGAGCCUGCCGCCACGGCCACGGGAAAAAGUACACAGAUCAAGGAGGAACAAGAAGGCGAAAGAAAAGAGGCAACUUCACACUCGCAACAGCCAGAAACCGGGGCAGCGUCUGCGACCACCCCAAUGUCUCCAAGUGAGGACAUUGGCGACAUCUUGCCGGAUAGAUAUGAGAACAAUGUUCCUGUUUUCAAGCCAACCAUGAAGCAGUUUCAAGAUUUCAAACUCUUUAUGGAAAAGGUAGACAAAUAUGGCAUGAAAUCCGGCAUCAUCAAGAUCGUCCCUCCCGAGGAAUGGAAGAGCGCGCUGCCGCCACGGGACGAACUGGUCAAGCAGGUCCGUGUUCGCGAACCAAUCAAGCAGGAGAUUAUGGGCCAGAACGGAACCUAUCGCCAGGUCAACAUUCUCCAUCAGCGAUCCUACAACCUACCCCAAUGGCGUCAGCUUUGCGAACAGAGCGAACACCAGCCCCCUGCGCGACGAGGCGAGCGACGAGCCAAUGCCGAAAAGAACAAGCCCGCUGCUCGAAGCCGCGCUGCUGCGGCUGCGAACGCUACCACAUCCACCAAGACAACGGCAACUACAAAAGGAAAACGAAAAGGCAGGCUUACGCGAGGAUCGGCAAAGGCCGCUGCGGAUGAAACCGACGAUCCCCCCAUAACUCCCGUGUCACCACCGCCCGAAGACCAAGACAAACCACUUGAGUCGAUUGAGGAGGAGGAUAUUAAGGACGAAGCUUGCGAGGAAGAAGAGAGCACUCCCAGAGUUGGCCGAAUGGGCUUUAGCAGGCAAAGCAAGCCCAAGAUGCAAUCGACAUCGGCACGGCGCAAGUACAUUCGUCGGGAAGGGUCGGCCAUGAUCGACGAGGCGGCUUUCAAGAACUGGGAUUACCGUAUGGACGUGUCCGAGUUCACACCCGAGCGUUGCGAAGAGCUGGAAAGGAUAUACUGGAAGACUUUGACAUAUGCCCCUCCGCUAUACGGUGCCGAUCUCCCCGGAACCUUGUUUGACGAGUCGACCGAGAAUUGGAAUCUCAACAAACUUCCCAACCUGUUGGAUGUUCUUGGUACAAAGGUUCCUGGCGUCAACACGGCGUAUCUAUACCUGGGUAUGUGGAAGGCGACCUUCGCAUGGCAUUUGGAGGAUGUCGAUCUUUACAGUAUCAACUUCCUCCACUUCGGUGCUCCCAAGCAAUGGUAUAGUAUCUCGCAAGCGGAUGCCCGUCGGUUCGAGGCUGCCAUGAAGAAUAUUUGGCCAACCGAUGCCAAAGCUUGCGAUCAGUUCCUUCGCCACAAGUCCUUCCUGAUUUCACCUUCCCACCUCAAGCAGCACUACGGCAUCACGGUCAACAAGGUCGUGUCCUAUCCCGGCGAGUUCGUCGUGACUUACCCCUAUGGCUACCACUCUGGCUACAACUUGGGCUACAACUGCGCUGAGGCUGUCAACUUUGCGUUAGACAGCUGGCUCCCCAUGGGCAAGAUUGCCAAGAAGUGCCAAUGUGCUCAAGCUCAGGACAGUGUCUGGGUGGAUGUCUACGAAAUCGAGCGUAAGCUGCGCGGUGAGUCGACAGAAUACGAGGUGACAGAGGACGAGGAUGAAGAGGAAGAAGAGGACUCGGAAGAUUCAGACCAAGAUACCGGAUUGCCUAGUCCGCCGUCAGGUUUGGACCAAAGAGGGGGGAAGAGAGUCAGAGCAGCGGGGCAGAAGAGGAAACGGGAGGCAAACAACAAGGGUACACAAGCGAAAGCAAAGAGAACUCGCUACCGCCUCAAGGCACCUGUCGAGCCGCCGUGUUGUCUGUGUCCGAACGACAUUCCCGGGGCGGAGAUUAUGCCUACGGACGAUGGCCGCAAGGCUCACCGGAUGUGUGCUCUUUAUCUACCAGAGACCUACAUCGAGACCGUCGACGACCAGGAGAUUAUUGCGAAUGUGGCGGGCAUCGACAAGGCCCGCUUGGAGCUCAAGUGCCUGUACUGCCGGUCCAAAAAGGGUGCUUGCUUCCAAUGUUCGCAAAAGAAGUGUCCCAGGGCGUACCAUGCUACCUGCGCAGCAGCAGCUGGCGUGUUUGUGGAGGAAGGUGAUGUGCCGGUUAUCGGAGAAGAUGGGACGGAAUACAAGGAGCAGGCAUUUGAGUUCAGCUGCCGCUUCCACAGAGUCAAAAGAGACCGCAAAACAGAAGGCACUAUACUUGAAGACGAUCCGGUGGUGCGCAAGACUGCAGAGGCACUCAAAAAGAACGACAUCUGUCAGAUCCAGUACUAUCAGGGCAACAUUUUUGCCGGUGUGGUGGUGGAGAACCUGCACGAGGAGGAGACGCUCCUGCUUGAUGUUAUUCCGAGUGGGGAUAGGAUUCAAGUUGAGUGGAAGUGGCUUCUCGUGGCCGACCCGUCCGAGUACAGGUUGCCCAAAGCAUCACCCAACGCCAUUCCGAUGCCGACCUCGAAGAAAGCCAAGCAGGAGAUCAACGCCAAGCGCCCGGUCGAGGAGAUACCGAGAAAGGGUGAUGAGUUCUCUACUGGAUUUGUCUGGGCCGAGUUCCAUACUGGCGAGCCCGACAAGAACAAGGAGCAAGUCAAGAUUGAUUUGGAAAAGGAGAAUCAAGUAUGGCAUUACCUUGGACCGACGUCUACGGAAGCCAGAGCCCAGUACACGGAGAACCCCUCUAAAAAGCAGCACAACUCCAAGAGCAACUUUCUGGACACGAUACCCAAGCCGCCUCCAGCUUACCCUGUUCAAGUCGCCUCGGCACCUAGGAAAUCGUUCUCGGCAACGUACCCGGCACAACAGCAGACAUUCACUGCGUCGCCAGUAUCGUCAGGGGCAUCAUCGUUAUCCUUUGCGCCAAAGCAGGACAAGCCAUAUGUGUAUAAGCCACGCAAACCUGUCCAGCCACAAACACAGUUCAACGUCCAGUAUACGUCGCACAUGUUUAUGCCGGCACCGCCUCUUCCGUCACCGUCGUACAUGCCUCAGCAGAACCAUCCGUUCUACCAGGCACAAUUGCGACCGAAUGUCCCGCAAACGGUACACCCUUCCCAGGUGUUCAGCCCUCAGCCCAUGCAGUUCGAUGCUCAGCGUAGGCCGUCGCAGCCAAUCCAACCGUAUCCUCAACAGCAAAUGUCACCACAGCAUUUCGCUCAACAUCAGAUGCCCCAGCAAAUGCCGCAACACCAAUUUCAACCGCAGCAGCAACAGCAGCAAUCCCAGCACUUCCAACCGCCGCAGCAGCAGCACUAUCAACAACAGCCUCAGCAGCAGCAGCAGCAUCGUCAUUAUUCCCUGCAGAAUUACCCACAAACCCCUGUCCCGCUGCCUCCCCAGGCUUUCCAGUUUCAGCAGCAGACUCCUGUUCCUUUGCCGCAACAGGUUCAACCGCAACCGCCGCAACAGCAGCAACAGGUUCAGCAGGUUCAAACUCAACCGCCUCAGCACCAGCAGCAACAGGUUCAGCAGAUUCAGCAAACGCCUGUCCCUGUACCCCAGGUGCCUUUGCAACCUCAGCGGUCAGCUCAGAGCUCUCCGCAGCAACAGCAACAACAGCCCCAGGAUGAAGAAGCUCAAUCACCGUCUCCGCCAGCAGAUCCAGCUCAACCACCGUCUCCGCCGCAACCUCUGCAGAAGUCAAGACCCUUCAAAGUGUACAAGGCAUCCCAGUUUAGGAAACUCAAACUCCCCGAGAAGAGGCCAGGCGCUAAGAAAGACCUGCCUGAGGCCUUUGCGUCUUCAAGGUUUUCGUUUGCUGGCAUUGACCGGAUCCAUGACCUUGCCGGAAUUGUAUGGCCUCCGGAAAGCCCAAUUUCAGGCCGUGAAGUUCAGUUCAGACGGAGAGUUUGGUCGCCAUUGAGUGACGAGGGUAUCAUGCCGGCUCCAAUGACUUCGUCGCUGCUUAAGUGUCUUGAUGAUGAUCUGAGGGUCUCAACGAAGUACGAAUUUUUCCAGGUUUAUAAUAACAGGGAUCCGUUGAAGCACCACUCGCCGUAUAAGCCGGCUGUAACUGAACUGGAUGAGACCACUGGGAAGAAAAAGCUCGUUCACGCUGACUUCGCGAACGACUAUGGGGAGAACUUUACAGAAUUCAUGAAGAAGGCUCGUGAAGCCUUGACGAGAAAGGACGUUUCUGAGCCUGGCUCGAGGCCAACGACUAGUCAUGCUCACUCACGCGACGCUUCCUCUGCAUCUGCUCAGCCGAACGAUAGUCAGCUCCAACAGAACUCGUUCACUGGCCAGCCUACGCAGCAGCCAAGAGUCCAACCUCAGUACACUUACAACCAGCACGAGGCUGGAUUCGGUGCACCUUCAUCAUCGUCGCCAUUCUCGAGUCACUCGGUUCCAGGACCAGUGAUGUUCGGUCCUACGGUUGGGCAACAGUCCGGAUCUCACCAAGAUAUGAGGCAGCAGUACCAAGAAGGACCCUGGCAACAGCAGUAUCAAAACCAGGGCAGUCAUAACAUCUGGAUGGGGAGUCCACAAAUGGUGGGCAGCCCUCAACCGCAGAUGUUUUCCCCUUCGUCUCCGGCACAACAGGGUCAUCAUCAUCAUCUGCCUCAACAGCAGCAACAGGUUCAGAACCAGCAGCCUCAGCCGCAACAGCCGGCGAAGCCGCAGUUCACAAAGCAAAGUCAUAGUCCGAUUCCAUUGCCGCCGUAUGUGCAGAAGAUGAACCAGGCCAAGCCAUCGCCGUUGAGCCAGCCCCCACAGACAAACAAUCAGCAGGGAAGUCAAGGAGUUUCCUCGCAACCCCAAGCUCAAAAGCGGCGACAACGAAAAUCGAUUCAGCAGGCGUCAGGGCAAACUAUCUCUCCUACCCAAUUAGGAGUAGGAUCAUCAACACAAGGUCAAGUCAAGCAGACCCAACAGACCUCAAACAACCCCUGGACAAACGCGAACAAUGUGAACUUACAGUUCCCUUCCCCGCUUAAUGCUUCCUCACAACAAGCAGCGCCAGCCACUCCUGCUGCUCCAGCACAAGCACAAUCCCAAAAUGCCUCGGACAACGCACCCGCAGAAGCAGAUGCAGGGGCCGAGCAAGAGAGCGGAGAAGAAGGCCAGGACGACGAAAACUCGUACUUCAAUGAAGCCCAAGGUCUCCAAACCCCUCCCUUGCAAUCGCAACAUCUCUCAUCAACCGACGUCUCCCCCGACCAGAACUACUUUCCUCUUUCGGCACCACCACCCACCCCCCUCACCGGCAUCCAAAACCCCGGUGGCUUCGCCUUCGGCUCUUCCUUCGGUGUCGGUGUAGGCUUUAACGCCGCCUCCGCCUUCAACGUAGCUGCCCUCAGCGGCGGUAUUGCCGGCCUGGGUGCCUUGGGUACGCUUGGCGGUCUUCUCGGCGGUCUAGAAUCGGGUGCCAGCGGGAAUGGAACGUCGAGCGGACGGGCGAGAGGGCUGAGCAGGAGUGGUGAUAAUGUCUUUAUGGGGAGUACGAGUGCUAUAGAGGACGGGGAGGGGGAGUUGGGGUGUGGGAUGGGGGGACAUGGAUCAAGGGGAGGACAAGGCGGCGGUGGUGGUAGCGCGGCAUUGAGUCGCCAGGAUGUGUUGGACAAGAUUUUGUCGAAUUUGCAUCGUUUGGGGACGGAGUAG